UCCCACUACAGCCGGGGCCAGUUCAAAUGUUCGCCAAAAAUCGACGCCGAGGUACCUUGAUCCGACCGAUGAUCGACCGAUCUUCGCCAGCAGCUGUUCGUACCACCGAGAAAUACCUCUGCACGGGGACACCCAACGCGUCCACCAGCUGCCUGCUGCCUUUUCCGAGCAGACUGACACUCGCUCCGGUGUCUAACAGCCCAGUCAGCUGCUGGCCUAAAAUCGUUAUUUGGGCGAAAGGCCUGGGAUCGUGGGUGUCACCCCGCUUGACGGCCGCAACGACUUCUCUCCGCUUCUCCUGGCGUUUCUUAAAGCGAUCUCGGGCCUUCAAGACAGUUCGGGAUACCUUGCGCAUACCGCUUAUCUGGUGCUGCUCGAAAAUCCGGUUUCUUACUUCUAAAUACCGUCGCAUGCGCUCUUCAGGGGGCGUGAUCCUCCCGCCUUUGGAUCGCGCAGCCAUCCGUUUCCCGCACAAUUCGGGCAUUUCGGCGCAACAACGUCCGCUUUUCCACAGCGGAAACAAAAAACCUUGGUCAGCUCCUUCUCGCAAUCCCGGAAACCAUGGUCCAUGGCUCCACAAUUCCAGCAGCCAGCCCGGAAAGGAUUUCGAGGCCGUUCCCGGACUUCCUGCACUUGCAGUGGUUGCUCGUCUUCCUCCUCCUCCGGCUCUGAAGCAAACGCCUCGCUGACUCGGUUCCGUUCCGCUCCUUGGUAGCGCGUUGGUGGCAGGAAUUGGGUCCGGCUUUUGCGUCCGAAACUACGCUCCACCUCAAGGCUCUCUUGCCGCAGCUCAUCGACGGUGGCGCUCCGGCAUUGGCUUCCUCAGGCGGGAAGCAAGGGUUUGCAUCGCGUGCAGAUAAUCAUCG
Molecule: messenger RNA, 866 nt
Organism: Drosophila serrata
Lineage: Eukaryota; Metazoa; Arthropoda; Insecta; Diptera; Drosophilidae
Source: RefSeq, a predicted model, not a curated record